Styela clava is the source of this 2889-nucleotide messenger RNA. NCBI's taxonomy places the organism in Eukaryota, Metazoa, Chordata, Ascidiacea, Stolidobranchia, Styelidae. The record is from RefSeq and is a predicted model, not a curated record.
AUGUAAUUCUUCUCCAAAUGCAGUCAUGAUUUUCUUUUUUUGAUGAGGCAAUUGUGAAAGUUAGUGUCAUAAAAAUGUCAGCCGUUUACCCAAGCCAACAAAAUAAAGCUAUUCUUGUGAAGAAUAUCCCACCGAAGGUACACAGUGACAAAAUAAUAAUUCAUUUUCAAAGAAGAAGUAAUGGUGGUUGUGGAGAUGUGAAGUCUGUUACUCAUCCAAGAUCAAAAUAUGACUUGAAUGAAGCUGUUGUUGAGUUUGAAAAUCAUGAAAGUAUGAAAGCAGUUCUUCAACAUCCAGUACAUAUGUUGAAUGAAAAUCGUCUUGUUGUGACUGAAUUUCCAUAUCAGUUACUGGGUGAGACUGAAGUAGAGAUAUCUGAAUCAACAAUGUCAAAACUGUCACGUAAAACAGAUGUAUUCCUAAUUAUAACAGAUAACACUGGAAUCACAUUUGUCAAGAAAAAUGGGAAGCAUUUCAUGACAGGUCAAUUGUAUCAAGUUAUGGCAGCAGCAGAUAGAAUUGAAAUGUUGAUCGAAGAGAGAAAUUCACCAAACAUCUCAAGUACCAAAUUGUAUGAUGGUUCAGAUGUUACCACUGACAACCCUAGUGACAGUGACCAAACUACUGUUGACGUAGAUAAGAAUGUUUUCUCUUUCAUGAAAAUUCUCAAGCCGAAGAAAAUACAAAAUAUAUCAAAAAAGUACAAAGUUUGCAUCGAAGAAUCGGGAUCAAAAAUUUCAUUUAUACCUGGCCAAUCAAAAAGUCUGACAGGCAACCCAGAUAUAACUGGUGCGGCUAAAAGUUUUAACAAUCUUUAUUUUCGGUUUUCAUCCGAUAUUCAAAGAAAAUCUAUUGAAACCAAAUUUUUAUCGAAUUCUACUCCCAGUAAAAUAAAUGAAGCUGUUGAUUUCAUUAUGAAGAAAAAUCCAAAAGUGUACAUAAGUAAGGCAGUCUCAGAGCAAGACAAGAAGCUCAUUAUUUUAGCAACUUCAGAAUCCGAAGCAGAUCAAGAAAUUAAAACCUUACUACAAAUGUUUCCACUUACACAAAACGAGGAAUUGGCUUGUUAUUGGUUUGGAAAUGUUAAGAUUGUUGUCAUUCGUGGGGAUUUUCGAAACGAACGUACAGAUGCUAUAUUAUCAGAAGUCGAUUUUAUGGGUGCUGGGAAAGUCGUUGCGGCAUGCAAUGAUAGUGUGAAAGCUGAAAUAAAUGACUGGAAACAAUCAAAAGAUAUUCUCUUUACAGUUGGAGGUGGUGAUCUUCAGUGUAAAAGAGUGAUUCACUAUACCAUUCAUAGGCCAAUUUCUGAGUUGAAAUUGGAAGAACAAAUUCGCAAGGGAAUUGAGAAAGCCAAUGAUUUGAAAAUGAAAACUAUUUCUGUACCAGUGGAUUGUAUAGGUGAAGGUCUCGAAAGUAAAGCUAUCAUACUAGCUGUGUUGAAUGGGAUUUCAUCGUUUUUGUCUGAAUGCCGAGUGAUUAGCAAAAAGGUUUAUAUAUCUGAUAUUCAUUUUGUGGUUGCUAGUCGAUCCGAACUUCAAGAUGUCAUUAGUACCGUUUCAGCAAGGCUCGGGGAAAUGGAUACGUCAAGUUCAGUCUCAUCUGCAUCUUCGAUGCAAAGUAUCAGCGCAUCAAGCUCAAGUGAUACAUCAUCAGAAUGUUGUCCCAUAUGUCUUGAUGAAAUGUCUGGUGCUGUAGCAUUGAAGACAUUAGAUUGCAAACAUGCCUUCCAUCAAUCUUGUAUAGAUAAGGCAUUCACAGUAUCGAAGAAAUGUCCGAUGUGCAUGAGAAAUUAUGGAAAAGUUGAAGGUACUCAACCUAGAAAUGCGACCAUGCAUUCAACAGUCAUUAGAAACUCAUUACCUGGGUAUAGAUGCGAUACUAUUCAGAUCAACUACAAUAUUCCAUCUGGCACACAGGGGCCAGAGCAUCCAAACCCAGGAGCACGUUAUCGUGGGACUUCCAGAACAGCUUACCUGCCCUAUGACACACUAGGGAAGGAGCUAUUGCAUUUGCUCAAAAAAGCUUUUGAUGCAAGACUGACAUUUACUGUAGGAAGAUCUGUUACAACCGGAUGUGAUAAUUGUGUAACCUGGAAUGAUAUUCAUCACAAGACGAGCAUGCAUGGGGGUCCAGCAAAUUUUGGAUAUCCAGACCCAACGUAUUUGACCAGACUGAGGCAAGAACUUGCAGAUAAAGGAAUAACAAACUGAUUUGUGUAUUAUACCAUAACCAUGUGUGUAUUUAUUGUAUUUGUCAAAAUGUACCUUUUUAUUUGCUUCUGAUAAAAUAUCUCUAUCUCCUCUUUCCACUAAUCAUUGUAAUUAAAUGUUUACAUAAACCAGUGCUCUUCAACAGGGGUUCCGCGGAACCCUAGGCCAGGGGUCCGCAACUACUUUUUAGUGCGACCCCAAAUUUUUUUUUCUAAUUUCUCUCGACCCAAGCAUUUGGUGAACAUGUAAUUGGUUUGAGACUAUUAUUGAGUUUUUUGUCGGCCGUUGAUCCCCACUGAUUGAAGACGCAAAGAUGUUUGAAGGUGCAUGCGGUGUUCUGUUCUCACUUAAUUUCUCCGUUGUAUCUUCCGCUCUUGGCUUUUCUUGGAGUAUUCUUCAGUAACCAGUUUGUCAACAUUAUUUGUGACUAAAACUAUGUUUAAAAUUCUUAAUCCUGCUAAAUUUUGAAUUUAAUCAAGAAUGCCUUACAAUAACAGAUGUAACAGCCGGACUAUUUAAUUUAAUGGAAAAAUCUCUUCAUCUGUUGUUAUCAAGCAAUUCCACACGGCUACGGCUAACCUCUUAUUGCUACCAAACACAAUUGUUUACGUAGUAGGAUAAUACCAAUUAACAAUGCAAACAAGUACGUAAUGAAUGAUUCCCCGACUUUCGAUCCCAG